AUGUCCUCGCAGGAGCACAAGCAUCAACAAACGACCAUCUCAACAACGUCAAUCGAAGCACCACCAGACCGGACUCUUACAGCCAAGCAUCUCCGCCGCUAUAAAACCGGCUACUUCCUCUCAACACUCAGUCUUGGACCCGCCUUCGCAGGAUUCGGCACCUAUGUGACAUUCCAACUCCAAACCAUCGCAUAUGUUAUCGGUCAUGAGCUGGGAGCUGCUAGAGGGACUGGUUGCCCGCCCACUGCUCCAGCCUGCCUUGUGACGUUCGGCAGCCAAGAAGUCAACCUCACAUCUUACUUACUCUACCUCAAUGCUCUCUGCUUUGCCAUAAGUGGCGCACUGGUCUUGGUCGUUUCGGGGAUCGGAGACAGGUUCAGCUUCCAGCGCGAGCAGUAUGUCCUUAUGCUGGUCAUCUACGGCGCCUUGUGUCUGCCUGUUGCUGGUCUAAAGGCGAUGACGGAGAAGACGUUCACCACGUUUGCUGUGCUGUACGUCCUCUCCAAUGUCGUCGGCUUUGUCGCAUCGGCUUGGUCGAACAUCUUCGUACCUUAUGCGAUGCAGGAGACUCCUUCUGUCAACGCAAGCGAAGGCGGAGAAGCGACGUCUGAAAUACCGCCAGGACCACCGAAUGCAGGACAGCUGGACGAUCACCACCAUACACUGGGGAAGCACAGUCGACGCCAAAAAGAGCAAAGCGGCCUUUCCAUGAGCGCCUGGGGCUGGAACGGUCUAAAUGUCGGCCAGCUGACCAUAUAUGUCAUUGUCUUUGGCCUGACCUAUGUCAACUCGCUCUACGUCGGCCUGUACACCACGACGACCGCCGGCGCUCUUUGCAUAGUUCUGGUAUUAGCAUCAUGGCAAUUAUUGCCGUCGCCGGUUCGGCAGCAUGAUAAUGCUCCAACGACCAUGGCUGGCUGGCUGGGCCUCCCCUUCCAAGCUUUGCGGACGCUGUAUCAGGGGCUCCUUGUAUAUCGCGAGGCAUUCAAGUACCUCAUCGCUUUCACAAUUUACAACGACACCCUUUUUGCCUUUACGACGGUGAGUGGACAGCUCUUCAACCUCAGUAUCCGGCCUAGUCUGCGUGAGUUCACGGCUUAUACUCUGGGUGGCCCGGUAGUAGGGAUGGUGUGUGCGACACUGCUGCUCUUUGGGUACUCGCCUCUCCUCAAAUAUGGCAAGGUGACACUACGACAUUGGACGAUCAUCAGCUAUGCAGUUUUCACUUUCGCUACCGUCUGGUCUUGCAUCGGCGUCUCUUCAGCAGCCAAGAUCGGGCUGAAGCAUCGAUGGGAAUUCUACUUCAUACAAGUGCUUGUCCAGAUCUCCUUCAGCGUCUCGAACGUUGCUUUUCGAGUGCUGUUGCCGCAGAUGUUUCCAAGGGGUAACGAAGUGCAGUACUUUGGCUUCCAGCAAGCGAUUUCGCUGGCUACGGUGUGGAUCCCGCAGGUCGUUAAUGCUCCGGUUGUUGAUGCGACUAACAAUCUGCGAGUUCCGGCUAUUGUGAGUGCCGUUUUUGGCCUGAUAGCAGUGGGCCUCGCCGUCUGGACGGAUGAGGAGGCGGGGAUGAAACAGGUGAAGGCGAAUGGGCAGGCAUCGGCGAUGGGUUAG
Messenger RNA from Recurvomyces mirabilis, 1611 nucleotides. RefSeq lists its product as uncharacterized. Lineage: Eukaryota; Fungi; Ascomycota; Dothideomycetes; Mycosphaerellales; Teratosphaeriaceae. The record is from RefSeq and is a predicted model, not a curated record. Bases 1 to 1611 code for a protein of 536 amino acids. Gene Ontology annotation, biological process: amino acid transmembrane export from vacuole. The transcript has a single exon.